AUGCACCUUCUAGUCUCUCGUCCUUGUUUGCUUCUUCAGCCGUUUGUUCCCGCACUACGUCCUCCCCCCCGCCCCCACCGCCCUUCCCGUCCUUCUCCCCUCUCUGGCCACACAGGCAUCGCUCUCUCCUUCCUCUGCCUCGCGUCUCACCCUCCUACUACUCCAACGGCUCCCAUUCCCCACUCCACAGCUCCCAUUCCCCAUUCCAGUGCUCUCAUUCCCCACUCCACUGCUCCACACUCUCCAUUCCACUGUUCCCCAAUCCCCAACUCCUUGCUACCCAUUCCCCACCCCCCUGCUCCUUAUUCCCCACCCCCCUGCUCCUUAUUCCCCACCCCCCUGCUCCUUAUUCCCCACCCCUCUGCUCCCCAUUCGCAUCUCCUGAUUACACUGCUCCGCAUUCUCAAAUUCAUUGCUCCCAUCCCCCACUGCACUGCUUCCAUUCCCCAUUCCACUGCUCCCAUUCCCCACUCUACUGCUCCCAUCCCCUAUUCCUCUGCUCCGCAUUCCCUGGCCUUCCCCUGUUUCGAACCAUGCAGGACCGAAUUUCAUCUCACCCUCUGUUUCUCUCAACCGUUGCUCUCACCCUCUGCUAGACUCACUCUCCUUUUCUCACUGCGGUUGCUCUCACCCUCUGCUACACUCACUCUGCUUUUCUCACUGCGGUUGCUCUCACCCUCUGCUACACCCACUCUGCUUCUCUCACUCCGGUUGCUCUCACCCUCUGCCACACUCACUCUGCUUUUCUCACUGCGGUUGCUCUCACCCUCUGCGACCCGUUUAGGGUUUAGGGACAACGCUGUUUGA
This is a messenger RNA of Closterium sp. Naga37s-1, 807 nucleotides long. NCBI's taxonomy places the organism in Eukaryota, Viridiplantae, Streptophyta, Zygnematophyceae, Desmidiales, Closteriaceae. The record is from the annotation of a GenBank genome assembly.